AUGGCGAUCAACACCCAGACGUCCUAUCGCGGGACGCCCGAGGCAGAUGGAGACUCCCAGUCAUCGUCAAGCAAUUCUCCAGCACGAGCAGAUUACGAGGAGUCGGACUUCUACGCAGGAAACAAUGAUUCGCAGUCGUCCGUGGGCGUUCCUACAUUCCAAGAUAUGGCGGUAUCCGAAGAGCUCAAGGUCCCCCCGGCCAACCGUCUGCCGGCUGAGGUUCUCAUCAGCAUAUUCUCGAAGCUCAGCAAUCCCCAGGACCUGCUGAACAGCAUGUGCGUAUCGAAACGAUGGGCGAGGAAUUGCGUGGACCUUCUCUGGCACCGACCGACCUGUACAACUUGGAAUAAGCAUGGGUCUAUAUGCAAAACCCUUUCUCUCCCCGACCCGUACUUCGCAUACCGGGAUUUCAUCAAGAGGCUAAACCUUGCGAGCCUGGCGGAUAGGGUGAAUGACGGCAGUGUUGCUCCGCUUUCAGUCUGUACGAGAGUCGAACGGUUGACGUUAACGAACUGCAAGGGCCUUACGGACCAUGGUCUUAUCGGUCUGGUCACUGGGAGCAGUCAUCUCCUUGCUCUGGACAUAUCUGGAGAUACACAAAUAACUGAGGCCUCGAUGUAUGCGUUGGCAGAGAACUGUCGGCGAUUACAGGGGCUUAACAUAUCUGCUUGCAAGAAGAUCUCUAACGAGUCUAUGAUCCAGGUUGCGGAGAGCUGCAAGUAUCUCAAGAGACUCAAACUGAAUGAUUGUGACCAACUCGAUGAUACUGCCGUCCUUGCCUUCGCCGAGAACUGCCCUAACAUCCUUGAAAUCGAUCUCCAUCAGUGCCGGAACAUUGGUAAUGACCCAGUGACUGCUCUCCUGAGCAAAGGUCAGAGCUUGCGUGAACUUCGGCUAGCCAAUUGUGAUUUGGUCACGGACGCUGCCUUCCUCAACCUGCCUCCGAACCGGACGUACGAGCAUCUGCGUAUAUUGGAUCUUACAAGUUGUGCUCAAUUGACAGAUCGUGCCGUUGAUAGAAUCAUUGAUGUUGCUCCACGAUUGAGGAAUUUGGUGUUUUCCAAGUGCAGAAAUCUUACAGAUGCCGCUGUCAACUCCAUCAGCAGAUUAGGGAAAAAUCUCCAUUACCUGCAUCUCGGACACUGCGGCCAUAUCACAGACAAUGCGGUCCAGAAGCUCGUGGCAUGCUGUAACCGAAUCCGGUACAUCGACCUUGGAUGCUGCGUUCACCUCACCGAUGAUUCUAUUAUGAAGCUGGCUGCUCUUCCCAAGUUAAGGCGGAUCGGCCUUGUGAAGUGCUCUAGUAUCACUGAUAGGAGUGUUUAUGCAUUGGCGCAGGCCAAUCAACCUCGUAUCAGACAUGGUGCCCAUCGGCCCGGUGGUGAAGAAAUGCCAACCUACUAUACUGCGGGGAGCAGCCUUGAAAGGGUACAUCUUAGUUACUGUACCAAUCUAACACUCAGAAGCAUCAUCGUCCUCCUUAAUAACUGCCAAAAACUCACCCAUCUCAGUUUAACCGGGGUCCAGGCCUUUCUCCGCCAUGACCUCGAGCAAUUCUGUCGCGAGGCUCCGGCAGAAUUCACCGAACAUCAACGCAACGUCUUCUGCGUCUUCUCUGGCAAGGGCGUCAACGACCUGCGUACAUAUCUCAACAAGAACGGCGUGGAAGAUGAUUUCGAGUCCGAGGCCCGAGAGGAUGCUGAGGACGACCAGACAAUGACGGGUCUGAUGGGCGCGACGGCAUUGAAUGGCGACGAAGACGCAGAUGGAGACGAGGAGUUGGAUGCUGAUGGUGACGAUGGGGCUCAGACUUGA
Molecule: messenger RNA, 1815 nt
Organism: Amorphotheca resinae ATCC 22711
Lineage: Eukaryota; Fungi; Ascomycota; Leotiomycetes; Helotiales; Amorphothecaceae
Exons: 4
Coding region: 1-1815 (604 amino acids)
Molecular function (GO): protein binding
Source: RefSeq, a predicted model, not a curated record